Molecule: messenger RNA, 2026 nt
Organism: Toxoplasma gondii ME49
Lineage: Eukaryota; Apicomplexa; Conoidasida; Eucoccidiorida; Sarcocystidae
Exons: 1
Coding region: 1-1548 (515 amino acids)
Molecular function (GO): protein binding
Source: RefSeq, a predicted model, not a curated record
AUGAGAGUCGCUCCGCUUCUCACUUUGCGGGGUUGCACUCCGGGGGCUUCGCCGGGGUCCACCGUGGGGGCAGCAGCCUUUCUGUCUCCUGCGCGUCUUGCGCUAGGAGACAGUGAGGGCCGAGUGUCUCUGUUUGAUCUCGACACGCGGAGACCGUGUCUCCUUCUUCCGGAGGAGAGGAGUAGAUCAACCAGUCGCGCGGCGGGUCUCCGAGCCGCAGUCGGGUCGACCUCCUGGGAGCCGUCGCCGACUUUGCUUCUUGAGGGGCUCGGGGCGCGGGCGGAGCUCUCGCACACCUCUGGCGCAGGGCCAGGUUGGGGUCACGACUUGGACAGAGAAGACAGGGAUUCCAGCGGAGUCGACAAGUUGCUGUCUCAACAGCGGUCGUCUGCGGUGACCCUAUGGGACUUGGAAACGCUGCAAGAGAUCCAGAGCUUCCGGACAGGAUCGUUCUCGUUUUGUCGCCUCGCGGUGCUUGGUCAACCCCACUGCCGGGCGGAGGAGACAGAGAAGAAAGACGAGGAGAGCGAUGAGGACUUGAGACGUGGUGGAGUCGGAGGGUCGAACAAGGGGAGAACCGAUACGUCUGUCGAGAGCGCAUCUACGUGUUUAGAAACCUCGGCACUUUCUGCAGCCUUUGCUUCCCUCCCUUCGUCGAGCUGUUCUCCAGCUUUUUCGGCGCCGUGGAGUUCGCCCUCUGCCUCACAAACGUCUUCGCUCCCUUUGCUGGCUUGUCCCGUCGCAGACGCGGAGGCAAUUGGCGUUUUCGAUCUGCGGGUCUCUCAAACAGGCGCUGUUGGAAAGCCGGUCCUUCUGCUCAGAUCCCCCUUCGCUUCUUCUUCUGUUCCCAAAGUCCCCACCCCCCCCUCCGGGAUGGUUCAGGGGAUAGCGCACGUACCCAGAUUCUCCUCACCUCACAUCAUCGCGGCGUAUGAACUUCCUUGUGUGGCUCUCUGGGAUCUACGUCAGUCUCGCUCGCCUCUCUCGGCCGAGCCUCUUUCUUCCUCUCUCUCUUCUUCUCUCUCUUCUCUCUCUGCUUCUUCUCUCUCUGCUUCUUCUCCGCCGUCCGCUUUGACUGUGCACCGGAACCAGUGCUGGGUAGGGUGUUUCGACGGCCAGGUGUUUGUGUGGAAGCUCCGAAACAACGGGGCCCUUUCGCUUCGCAAGACGCUCCACCUCUUCACCGACAAAGCCCCUGAGGGGUCGACAGGGCCUUCGCUCGCCUCGCAUUCGUCGCCUUGCCUGCCGCACCCCGAAGGCGACUUAGCCCGCUCCAGGUUGCUUGUCUCUGCGGCGUUUCGGCCCGACGGUGCACUUGUGGCAGUGGGUGCGAGCGACGGUGGUGUGCGGCUUUUUGAGACGAAAAGCGGCAGGUUUCUGGGCUCUCUGGAAGCCAGUGGACAUGCAGGCCAAGGCGACAUGGGGGGCGCAGCCAGCGUUCUCGCCUGGUGUCCCCGAACUGGCGUCCUCGCUUCAGGUGGAGGCGUUGGGGGCCGUGUCGCUUUGUGGGGGCUUUACGCAGAAACCUUUCGUCAACGCACGCGGUAGUAGAAUCGAGUCAAAACAGCGCGUCUGUCAGACAGGGUGGCCGUGGAGACCUGUGAAAGGCGACUGCAGAAGAGGCUGCUGUCUGCAUGCGAUGCCGUCCAUUCCCAUCUUGCUGGGGUCUCUUUCGGUCGGACCCCACCGGUCCGCAGUGAGCGAAGAGAUUCAAAGAGUGAGGCAAACGUGGGUGGUACUUUUCAAGUCGAUGACGAGUAAAAAUCCAAGGCCUUCGCCCGCUUUUUAAUGUAGUUUCAUAUGGAGACAAUUCCAUGUGCUAUCAUUGUGGGGUCGCCACCACGUUGCAGAGGGGAUUGUGUUCAUGUCCGUGUUGUUUUUCAGUGUAAAGACUGCUGCUUCGUAGAAGCGGCAUUGCCGGUGAACUCACCUGUCGGAAUGUACCAGCCCCUUUCCGUCUUGUUUGCCGUGUUUGACGUUGGGUAACUCGCUUCUAGCCUCAGCUGCUUCUAGUGUUUGCCAGCGC